Molecule: messenger RNA, 1533 nt
Organism: Pyricularia grisea
Lineage: Eukaryota; Fungi; Ascomycota; Sordariomycetes; Magnaporthales; Pyriculariaceae
Exons: 4
Coding region: 244-1512 (422 amino acids)
Biological process (GO): L-tyrosine catabolic process; L-phenylalanine catabolic process; homogentisate catabolic process
Molecular function (GO): fumarylacetoacetase activity
Source: RefSeq, a predicted model, not a curated record
UGAUCACAACCGGAUGGACAAUGUGGAUUGAAGGGUUGGUUUUGCUUAGAUGAUUGUUUAUUCGGCAUUAUGGAAUACGGUACGGAGUCAUGAUUACUCUAUAUGCACUAUUUCACUGUAGUCUCAGAUCUGGUCCAAGACAAGACACUGAGGCAUUUGUAAAGCGACUCAUCAAUCCCAUAUUGCAUAUAGUAGAUCAUCCAUUCGGUCAACUACGACAAACAGUUACCAGCCAGCAAAACAAUGGCAACACAACAGCCAGCAGGCGACGGGUGGGCGCAUCACUUUUCCGACGCCAACAUACCCUUUGGAAUAGCAUCGUCGCCCCGUUUUCCCUCACCUCAAGCCGCCACCCGUGUGAACAACGACGUCAUUUUUCUCCAGAAACUUCAUGAGCAAGGACUGCUUAGCAGUGUGCCGGACCUCCCCGCUGGUGUUUUCAAGUACUCGACACUAAAUGCCUUCGCCGCGCUGCCCAAAUCCGUCCACAGUGCUGUGCGCCAGGCUAUACAGAAAGGCUGGCGGGAGGGGGGUGUUUCUAGCGAGAGCAGAGAGGACGUCAGCGGUGUCACUAUGCACCUCCCGGUUCACGUGAGCGACUUUACAGACUUUUCGUGUAGCCUAGAGCACGUCAAGAACGCAGGCCGCAUCGUCGUCAACAACAGCAACCCGCCACCCGGCUUCUUCCACUUCCCCACCGCAUACGCGGGCCGGGCCAGCUCUGUCGUCGUCUCCGGAACACCUAUCGAGCGGCCGCUGGGACACUUUCCCGACCGCACGGCGCAGGUCGAAGCCGGCGCCAAGCCACCCGUCAUCUUUGCGCCUACGUGCGCCCUGGACUACGAGGUCGAGUUCGCCGCCGUCAUCGGCACCCCGCUGCCCAUGGGCCAGCGCACGGCCAACAUCGCGGCCGUCGACCCGCACAUCUUUGGCUUCGUGCUGCUCAACGACUGGUCGGCGCGCGACAUCCAGGGGCUCGAGAUGCUGCCGCUCGGCCCCUGCAACGGCAAGAAUCUCGGCACCAGCAUCUCGGCGUGGGUGGUGGUUCCGGACGCGCUCUCCCCGUUCCGGACGCAGGGACCCGAGCACGUCGGCCCCGUCGCGCCGCACCUCGCCGACCCCGUGCGUGGCACCUUUGACGUGGCCUUUGAGGUGGCGGUGCAGCCCGGUGGGCAGGGGGAUUUUGCGACAGUGGGCAGGUCGAGCCUCAAGGAUCUGUACUGGACGCCGCGGCAGAUGGUGUCGCACAUUGUGAGCGCCGGGGCACCGCUGCGCACGGGGGAUUUGAUGGCCACGGGGACGGUGAGCGGCGCCGGGAGGGACAAGGCUGGGUGUCUGCUCGAGGCCACCGAGGGUGGCAAGGUACUGCUUGAACUUGGGGAAGGGGUGAAGAGAGCGUACCUUGAAGAUGGGGAUGUUGUGCGCAUCACGGCUGUCGCGGGUGGUGAAGGGAGUGGAGUGGGUUUUGGGGAGGUUAUUGGCAAGGUAUUACCUGCGAGGGAGCUUGCGUAGUGAAAGGCAGUUUACUUGAAG